AUGUCGACUUGCGCUGCUGGUGGGGUGGCGAUCAUCUCGAGUGCGGAGGUGGAUGCUGCACUGCGCACGCUCAGCCUCGCCUCACUGCUACUCUCACAAGCACGCGCAUUUCGCUCGCUGUCGACGGCGCAAUGUCCGCCUCGCAUCAGCCUUGUCACGCCCACGCAUACGCAGCUCUUCAUGCCCACACACACCUCGUCCACCACGGUGAUCAAGAUCGUCAGCGUCCCCCUUGUCAGCCGCGGCAUUCCCGGAGUCAACCUUGUCUUUGGCGACGAUGGAUGCGUCAGUCACGUGGUCAACUCGACCAUCCUCACCGCGGUGCGCACAGCAGCCGGGUCGGUCCUCAGCACCAUCAUGGCGCUAGGACGGCAGGAAGUGGAGUUGGUCGUGUUUGGGGAUGGGCUUCAGGCGGUUCUACACAUUGCGCUACACGCGCGAUUCUACACGCUCACCACAACCACCAUCGUUGUGGGUCAACACCGCCGCCUCUCGCCGACCGAAGUGGAGAGAAAGAAGGAGGAGAUGGUUCGACAGCUAAGCGGGUUGGGCUGUGGGGUGGAGAUCGAGGUGGUGACGGAGGUGGAUGCGGUGAGGAGCGCGGUGGGGAGCGCGGAUGUGGUGUGUACCUGCACUCCGUCGCGCAAAGUGCUGUUCGAGGAGGAGUGGGUACGUGGCAGAACACACGUAUGCGCCGUAGGAUCGUACACCCACCAGAUGCGUGAACUGCCACCCGGGCUCGUAAAGCAGGCUGCAACCAAAGGUGCGCUUGUGGUGGAUAGUGUCGAUGCAUGCAGGACCGAAGCAGGAUGUCUCCAACCUCUUGACGAUGAGCAGUGGGGUAGGGUGAGGCAGAUGGCGGAUCUCCUACCCAACCCCAACAGCGGAGAAGAGGAGUGGAUGCAGCAUGUCGAGGGAAGAUGGAGCAACGAGGGCGUGAGUGUGUUCAAGUCGGUAGGUGUGGCUACGCAAGACGCCGAGAUCACCCGUCUCAUCGUGGAUACCGCCCAGUCCACGCGGAUCGCCUUCUAG
Messenger RNA from Moesziomyces antarcticus, 1032 nucleotides. RefSeq names its product NAD(P)-binding protein. The record is from RefSeq and is a predicted model, not a curated record. NCBI's taxonomy places the organism in Eukaryota, Fungi, Basidiomycota, Ustilaginomycetes, Ustilaginales, Ustilaginaceae. Gene Ontology annotation, cellular component: cytoplasm. The coding region runs from base 1 to 1032 and encodes 343 amino acids. The transcript has a single exon.